CAAGUUAGGUUGCGCAGAAGGAGGGGAACUGGUGCUGGAGAGACAGCGAGAAGCGAACCGGCCCCACGGCCACCGCAGGAGCUCCAUCUUCCUCUGAAGAUUUUGCUGUCUUGCUCCAUGAAGGUCAGGACAAUCUGACAUGCACUUGUUUCUUGAAGAAUAGUUUUCGUCCAUUGUGUCCAUUGUUUUCUUCAUAGGGAAGGGGAGGGGAGAACUGGUUCCCCCCCUCCCCUUCCCUCCGUAGACUUCUACAGAUACCCUUCAUUACUUUACCAAGAUGGCAGACCCCAUCAUGGAUUUGUUUGAUGACCCGAAUUUAUUUGGCCUGGACUCCCUGACUGAUGACAGCUUUAAUCAGGUCACUCAAGACCCCAUUGAAGAAGCACUUGGACUGCCAAGCUCUCUGGACUCCUUGGAUCAGAUGAACCAAGAUGGCGGAGGUGUUGAUGUGGGAAAUUCGUCAGCAAGUGACCUGGUUCCCCAACCAGAGGAUACAGCUCCUCCUGAACUUCCCAAAGAAUCCACAGCUCCAGCUCCAGAAUCCUUAACCUUGCAUGACUAUACCACUCAGCCCGCCAGCCAGGAGCAGCCAGCCCAACCUGUCUUGCAGACGUCAGCGCCAACAUCAGGACUUUUGCAGGUCUCCAAGAGCCAAGAGAUCCUGAGCCAAGGGAAUCCUUUCAUGGGUGUCUCUGCCACAGCUGUCUCUCCCAGUAAUACUGGAGGGCAACCAUCUCAGUCAGCCCCUAAGAUUGUUAUCCUUAAAGCCCCACCAAACUCCUCAGUCACGGGUGCCCAUGUGGCACAAAUUCAGGCCCAAGGUAUCACCAGUACAGCUCAGCCCCUAGUGACUGGCACAGCCAAUGGUGGAAAAGUCACCUUUACCAAAGUGCUAACUGGUACACCCCUUCGACCAGGUGUCUCCAUUGUCUCUGGUAAUACAGUGUUGGCCACCAAGGUCCCUGGGAGCCAGGCUGCUGUUCAGCGCAUUGUCCAGCCAAGCCGACCAGUAAAGCAGCUAGUCCUCCAGCCAGUUAAGGGUUCAGCUCCUGCUGGAAACCCUGGGGCUGCAGGACCCCCACUGAAGCCUGCAGUCACACUGACUUCUACACCUACCCAGGGUGAAUCGAAACGUAUCACCUUGGUCCUCCAGCAGCCACAGACCGGAGGUCCCCAAGGACAUCGGCAUGUUGUGUUAGGGAGUCUACCAGGCAAGAUAGUGUUACAGGGCAACCAGCUGGCAGCCUUGACUCAAGCCAAGAAUGCCCAGGGGCAGCCUGCCAAAGUCGUAACUAUUCAGCUGCAGGUACAGCAGCCACAGCAGAAAAUCCAGAUUGUACCCCAGCCUCCUUCUUCACAGCCACAACCACAGCCGCCACCCGCAGCCCAGCCUCUGACACUUUCCUCUGUGCAGCAGGCUCAGAUAAUGGGACCAGGACAAAGCCCAGGACAGAGACUUUCAGUGCCACUCAAAAUGGUGCUGCAGCCACAGGCUGGCUCUUCUCAGGGGGGAGCCUCGUCUGGCCUCUCUGUGGUGAAAGUUCUAAGUGCCAGUGAAGUGGCAGCCCUGUCCACACCAGCGAGCUGUGCUCCUCAUCCUGGGGGGAAGACUGGAAUGGAGGAAAACCGCAGGCUGGAGCACCAGAAAAAGCAAGAGAAAGCAAAUCGGAUUGUAGCAGAGGCCAUUGCUAGGGCCCGGGCUCGGGGCGAGCAGAACAUACCUCGAGUCCUGAACGAGGAUGAGCUGCCUAGCGUCCGGCCAGAGGAGGAAGGUGAAAAGAAACGCAGGAAGAAGAGCAGCGGAGAAAGGCUGAAGGAGGAAAAGCCAAAGAAGAACAAAACCUCUGGUGCCUCCAAAACGAAGGGCAAGAGUAAGCUGAAUACCAUCACUCCAGUCGUGGGCAAGAAGAGAAAACGUAACACGUCUUCUGACAACUCUGAUGUGGAAGUCAUGCCUGCACAGUCACCCCGGGAGGAUGAAGAGAGCAGCAUCCAGAAGAGACGUUCAAACCGCCAAGUUAAACGAAAAAAAUAUACAGAGGACUUGGAUAUAAAGAUAACAGAUGAUGAAGAAGAGGAGGAGGUCGAUGUAACUGGUCCAAUAAAACCCGAGCCCAUCAUCCCAGAACCAGUGCAGGAACCUGAUGGAGAGACUCUGCCUUCCAUGCAGUUCUUUGUGGAGAAUCCCAGUGAAGAAGAUGCUGCUAUUGUGGACAAAGUGCUUUCCAUGCGAGUUGUGAAGAAAGAGCUUCCUUCUGGACAGUACACUGAGGCCGAGGAGUUCUUUGUCAAGUAUAAGAACUACUCCUACCUGCACUGUGAGUGGGCAACUAUCUCCCAGCUGGAGAAGGAUAAGAGGAUCCAUCAGAAACUAAAGCGGUUCAAAACAAAAAUGGCUCAGAUGAGACACUUCUUUCAUGAGGAUGAAGAACCCUUCAAUCCAGACUACGUAGAGGUUGAUAGGAUACUGGACGAGUCUCACAGUGUUGACAAGGAUAAUGGUGAGCCUGUCAUCUACUACCUGGUGAAGUGGUGCUCUCUGCCCUACGAAGACAGUACAUGGGAGCUAAAAGAGGAUGUUGAUGAGGGCAAGAUUCGAGAAUUUAAGCGGAUCCAGUCAAGGCACCCAGAACUCAAAAGAGUGAAUCGUCCACAGGCAAGUGCCUGGAAGAAAUUGGAGCUGUCACAUGAAUAUAAAAACAGGAACCAACUGAGAGAAUAUCAGUUAGAAGGAGUCAAUUGGCUCCUCUUCAAUUGGUAUAACAGGCAAAACUGCAUCCUCGCUGAUGAAAUGGGAUUAGGCAAAACCAUUCAGUCGAUUGCCUUCCUACAGGAGGUAUAUAAUGUAGGCAUCCACGGUCCCUUUUUGGUCAUUGCUCCCUUGUCCACCAUUACUAACUGGGAGCGAGAAUUCAACACAUGGACGGAGAUGAACACUAUCGUGUACCAUGGCAGCCUGGCAAGCCGGCAGAUGAUUCAGCAGUAUGAAAUGUACUGUAAGGAUUCUCGGGGUCGCCUCAUCCCAGGUGCAUAUAAGUUUGAUGCCUUGAUCACCACUUUUGAGAUGAUUUUGUCAGACUGUCCUGAGCUUCGUGAAAUUGAGUGGCGCUGUGUUAUAAUCGAUGAAGCCCACAGACUGAAGAACCGUAAUUGCAAGCUACUCGAUAGUCUGAAGCAUAUGGACCUGGAGCAUAAAGUGUUACUCACAGGAACGCCACUGCAGAACACUGUAGAGGAACUCUUCAGCCUGCUCCAUUUCUUGGAGCCUUCACAGUUCCCUUCAGAAUCAGAGUUCCUUAAGGAUUUUGGAGAUCUCAAGACAGAGGAGCAGGUUCAGAAACUGCAGGCCAUUCUCAAGCCAAUGAUGCUGAGAAGACUCAAGGAGGAUGUGGAAAAAAACCUGGCUCCCAAACAGGAGACUAUCAUUGAAGUAGAGCUUACCAACAUCCAGAAGAAGUACUACCGAGCCAUUUUAGAGAAGAAUUUCUCCUUCCUUUCCAAAGGAGCAGGUCACACCAACAUGCCUAACCUGCUGAACACGAUGAUGGAGUUACGCAAGUGCUGUAACCACCCGUACCUCAUCAAUGGUGCAGAAGAAAAAAUCCUGAUGGAGUUUCGGGAAGCUUGCCAUAUUAUACCUCAAGAUUUCCACUUGCAGGCCAUGGUUCGGUCAGCUGGCAAGUUGGUUCUUAUUGACAAGUUACUUCCAAAGCUUAAAGCUGGGGGCCAUAAAGUUCUGAUCUUUUCCCAGAUGGUACGCUGUCUAGAUAUCCUAGAGGAUUAUCUAAUCCAGAGGAGGUACUUAUAUGAACGGAUUGAUGGGCGAGUUAGAGGCAACCUUCGACAGGCUGCUAUUGACCGCUUUAGCAAGCCUGACUCAGACCGCUUUGUCUUUUUGCUGUGCACCCGUGCUGGUGGACUUGGUAUUAAUCUUACAGCUGCUGAUACUUGUAUUAUCUUUGAUUCAGACUGGAAUCCACAGAAUGACCUGCAGGCCCAGGCACGGUGUCAUCGAAUUGGACAAAGCAAAGCUGUGAAGGUUUACCGACUCAUCACUCGUAAUUCCUACGAGAGAGAGAUGUUUGAUAAAGCUAGCCUCAAGUUGGGAUUGGAUAAGGCUGUGCUCCAGUCCAUGAGUGGUCGGGAUGGCAACAUCACUGGAAUUCAACAGUUCUCCAAAAAAGAGAUUGAAGAUCUCUUAAGGAAAGGCGCAUAUGCCGCCAUAAUGGAGGAAGAUGAUGAGGGUUCUAAGUUUUGUGAGGAGGAUAUAGACCAGAUCUUACUGAGGCGGACCACAACCAUCACUAUUGAGUCUGAAGGGAAAGGGUCCACCUUUGCUAAGGCAAGCUUUGUUGCUUCUGAAAAUAGGACAGAUAUUUCCCUGGAUGAUCCAAACUUUUGGCAAAAAUGGGCGAAAAAGGCAGACCUAGACAUGGAUCUGCUGAAUAGCAAGAAUAACUUGGUGAUUGACACACCUCGAGUGCGGAAACAGACUCGACACUUCAGCACUCUGAAAGAUGAUGACCUGGUUGAGUUUUCUGAUUUGGAAAGUGAGGAUGAUGAGCGGCCGCGUUCCCGAAGACAUGACCGGCAUCACACCUACGGGCGCACUGACUGCUUUCGGGUGGAAAAGCAUCUCCUGGUAUAUGGUUGGGGACGUUGGCGAGAUAUUUUGUCUCAUGGACGCUUUAAGCGACGCAUGACUGAAAGAGAUGUGGAGACAAUAUGCCGUGCCAUCCUUGUGUACUGUCUUCUGCACUACCGUGGGGAUGAGAACAUCAAGAGCUUCAUUUGGGACUUGAUUAGCCCUGCUGAAAAUGGCAAGACAAAAGAAUUGCAGAAUCAUUCAGGUCUGUCUAUCCCUGUGCCGCGUGGGCGUAAGGGGAAAAAAGUAAAGUCACAAAGUACUUUUGACAUUCAUAAGGCAGACUGGAUCCGGAAAUAUAACCCUGAUACUCUGUUCCAAGAUGAGAGUUAUAAGAAGCACUUGAAACAUCAGUGUAACAAGGUACUGUUGAGAGUAAGGAUGCUGUACUAUCUGAGGCAAGAAGUUAUUGGAGACCAAGCAGAGAAGGUGUUGGGGGGUGCCAUCGCAAGUGAGAUUGACAUAUGGUUCCCAGUAGUGGAUCAACUGGAAGUUCCAACAACGUGGUGGGACAGUGAAGCUGAUAAGUCCCUGCUCAUUGGUGUCUUUAAGCAUGGCUAUGAGAAAUAUAACACCAUGAGGGCAGACCCGGCCUUGUGCUUCCUGGAAAAGGCUGGCAGGCCAGAUGACAAAGCUAUUGCAGCGGAACAUAGAGUGUUAGAUAAUUUCUCUGACCUGGUGGAAGGGAUUGACUUUGAUAAGGAUUGUGAAGAUCCUGAAUAUAAGCCACUGCAGGGUCCCCCAAAGGACCCAGAGGAUGAGGGUGAUCCCUUGAUGAUGAUGGAUGAGGAGAUCUCAGUCAUUGAUGGAGAAGAAGCCCAGGUGACUCAACAGCCAGGGCAUUUAUUCUGGCCUCCGGGCUCUGCCCUAACAGCCAGGCUCCGCCGUCUAGUCACAGCCUAUCAGCGCAGCUACAAGAGAGAACAGAUGAAGAUGGAGGCCGCAGAGCGUGGGGACCGGAGACGCCGACGUUGUGAAGCAGCCUUUAAACUCAAAGAAAUUGCAAGGCGGGAAAAGCAACAACGGUGGACAAGGCGUGAGCAAACCGAUUUCUAUCGAGUAGUGUCUACCUUUGGUGUAGAGUACGACCCUGACAACAUGCAGUUUCACUGGGAUCGCUUCCGCACUUUUGCUCGACUGGACAAGAAAACAGAUGAAAGCCUUACCAAAUACUUCCAUGGCUUUGUGGCCAUGUGUCGACAAGUGUGCCGCCUUCCUCCAGCUGCUGGCGAUGAACCCCCAGACCCUAAUCUGUUCAUUGAGCCCAUUACUGAAGAGAGAGCCUCGCGGACCCUCUACCGUAUUGAAUUGCUUCGGCGCUUACGGGAACAAGUUUUAUGCCACCCCCUUUUAGAAGAUCGGCUGGCAUUGUGUCAGCCUCCAGGUCUUGAAUUGCCCAAAUGGUGGGAACCUGUCCGUCAUGAUGGGGAGCUUCUACGAGGGGCAGCCCGCCAUGGAGUGAGCCAAACAGACUGCAACAUCAUGCAGGACCCAGACUUCUCUUUCCUGGCUGCCAGGAUGAAUUAUAUGCAGAACCAUCAGGCAGGAGCGUCAGCUGCGUCCCUGUCGCGAUGCUCUACUCCACUGCUGCACCAGCGGUGUCCCUCACACACUGCCUCACCAUCACCCCUGCGCCCAGACGCUCCUGUGGAAAAGUCACCUGAGGAGAGUGCUGUCCAGGUGCCCAGUCUGGAGAGUCUGACUUUAAAGCUAGAAAAUGAGGUGGUGGCUAGGAGCCGACUCGCCCCACAAGACUAUGAAAUGCGUGUAGCCUCUUCGGAUACAGCCCCUUUGCCCCGGAGUAUUCCACCAGUCAAACUGGAGGAUGAGGAGGAUUCAGACUCUGAGCUGGACUUGAGCAAGUUGUCACCAUCGUCCUCCUCUUCUUCAUCCUCAUCCAGCUCCAGCUCCAGCACUGACGAGAGUGAGGACGAAAAGGAAGAGAAGUUAACUGCUGACCGGUCCCGUCCGAAGCUCUAUGAUGAAGAGAGCCUUCUGUCCCUCACUAUGUCCCAAGAUGGAUUUCCAAAUGAAGAUGGAGAACAGAUGACCCCUGAGCUGCUGCUGCUGCAGGAAAGACAAAGAGCCUCUGAAUGGCCCAAGGGACUACUGAAGCUACAGCUAGCUGGGCAUGAACAUCGAUGUGAUCUCUCAGGUGGGCGCUUGUCUCCACAGGAAGAAGGGCUGAAGCUAACAUUCCAGAAGCACAGACUGAUGGCUAACGGUGUGAUGGGAGACGGACACCCACUGUUCCAUAAGAAGAAGGGGAGCAGGAAAAAGCUGGUGGAGCUGGAGGUGGAAUGCAUGGAGGAGCCUAAUCACCUCGAUCUGAACUUGGAGACCCGGAUCCCUGUCAUCAAUAAGGUGGAUGGUACUUUGCUGGUGGGUGAGGAGGCCCCUCGCCGGGCGGAACUGGAGAUGUGGUUACAGGGUCAUCCAGAGUUUGCUGUUGAUCCCCGAUUUCUAGCGUAUGUGGAGGAACGCAGAAAACAGAAGUGGCAGAGAUGUAAAAAAAAUAAUAAGACAGACUUGAACUGUUUGGGAAUGGAACCAAUCCAGCCUGCCAACUCUAGAAAUGGGAAAAAGGGACACUAUACAGAAACUGCAUUCAACCGGGUUUUGCCAGGGCCUAUUGCACCAGAGAACAGCAAGAAGCGUGUCCGUAGGACAAGACCAGACCUUUCUAAGAUGAUGGCCCUGAUGCAGGGUGGAAGCGCUGGGUCCCUGUCUCUGCAUAACACCUUUCAGCACAGCAGUGGUAACCUACAGUCUGUGUCGUCUCUCGGUCCCAGCAGCACCACUUCUGCAACUCUGCCGUUUAUGCCGUUUGUGAUGGGUGGUGCAGCAACGUCCCCUCAUGUAGACUCCAGCACCAUGCUUCAUCACCACCACCACCAUCCCCACCCCCACCCCCACCAUCACCAUCCAGGCUUGAGAACCACUGGCUACCCUUCUUCACCAGCUACCACCACCUCUGGUACUCCCUUGCGGUUACCAACACUGCAACAUGAGGACGAUGAGGAAGAGGAGGAAGAGGAUGAUGAUUUAUCUCAGGGCUAUGAGAGCUCAGAAAGGGACUUCUCACUCAUCGAUGAUCCUAUGAUGCCAGCCAACUCAGACUCCAGUGAUGAUGCUGAUGACUGAAGCCCCAGCAUUCUCAUUGCUGGGUGGCUGCUGGAUUCUCUUCCUCUGGCCCUUGGACUUGGAAAUGUGGGAGGGGCAGGGAACAAUAUGGGGAAACCCAAGACUUCAGGAGGUGAAAAGGAAAAGAAAAAAAAAAAAACUUGUACCCGAUUGCUCCCAAUUUUGAGAGGAUUGGGUGGGCAGGGAACUCCUAAAAAAUAAUAAAUGACCACUUCCUCAUUUCUGGGGAAGCAAAGGAGCCUAGAGCAGCUGGUGUGCUCGCCCCUCCUCAGACACCUCCAUUAACCACAGACUGUAGCGCUGGCCCUAGCCUCUGGCAGAGCCUGUUCCUGGCCAAACUGUGGAUACAGCUGGAGGGUCAGGAACUGUUACCUUCCUUCCCCUUGGCAUUAAUAAAUUUAAGUUAAUCCUUUU
Messenger RNA from Microtus ochrogaster (prairie vole), 8203 nucleotides. RefSeq names its product chromodomain helicase DNA binding protein 8 (gene Chd8). Gene Ontology annotation, biological process: chromatin remodeling. Bases 278 to 7789 code for a protein of 2503 amino acids. The transcript is spliced from 38 exons. Gene Ontology annotation, molecular function: ATP binding; protein binding. Lineage: Eukaryota; Metazoa; Chordata; Mammalia; Rodentia; Cricetidae. The record is from RefSeq and is a predicted model, not a curated record.